GAAGCAUUGCUUUGUGAGCACACGUAGUUACAUUAGGACUGUAUUCAAUGUAACGCUUGUUUGGGGCAAAGGUUUUAGAUCACGCAAUUCUGAAUCGUAAAGUAACGUAAUAAAAGUUUUUGUGGAUUUGCAGACCGCUUUAUGAGAACCGUCCAGUACACUAUUCGCCUUUGGAAAGUUAAUCAAACAAUACGCUGCAUUCGCUCAGUGCCACUCGCGUUAUACUCUGGCGGAAUAUAAUUUAUUAAAAAGGUUAUUUACCAAAUUGUGUUGUGUUAAUAACAGGAAAGUGUUCAAUAAGGUUGAUAGAUCUAUAACAACAACGCCAUGCCUUGCAACUGUGAGGCUGAAUUGACGACCGAAUCGCCAAAACAUCAAAACGGAUGCGAGAUGAAUUCUCGACGUGCUUCAGGUCACCAGACGAACAAUCAUCAUCGGCACCAGAACGGCGACUCUGAAGAAGCAGUCGAUAUAGAGACUGUUAGGUACCCCGAUGGCACGGUACGCCUACGGAACCCUAACAUCGAGUUAAUGGACCAAGACAUUUUAUAUCACUUGGCACUUGGCAGUGGAUCCCACGAUCUUGUUGAGAUGUUCGGUGAUGUGAAGUUCGUUUGCCUGGGAGGUACACCGAAGAGGAUGGAGCAGUUCGCGUACACGAUCAUGGCGGAGAUCGGCCACAAGCUGCCAUGCGGUACGACGCUGCACGAUAUUAGCCAGUUCUCCUACAGAUACUCAAUGUACAAAGUGGGACCGGUCCUCUGUAUAAGUCACGGCAUGGGCAUACCCUCCGUAGGGAUCUUGUUGCAUGAGGUCAUAAAGCUCAUGUACCACGCCAAGGUGAGGGACCCCGUAUUCUUCAGGAUCGGCACUUGCGGUGGCAUCGGCUUCGAAGGCGGCAACGUCAUCAUCUCGGAAGAGGCUGUUGAUGGUAACUUAAGGAACAUUUACGAACUGACAGUAUUGGGUAAGAACAUUCAAAGACCUGCGAAAUUGGACAAGAGGCUGGUGAGGGAGCUGAAGGCUCUGGCGGACCCUGAGGAUCCCUAUGACACGGUGACCGGCAAGACCAUGUGCACGUACGACUUUUACGAGGGUCAGGGUCGUUUGGACGGCGCGUUCUGCGACUUCACGGAGGCUGACAAGAUGGAAUACUUGGAGAGCAUUCACAAAGCAGGCGUCGUUAACAUUGAGAUGGAGUCGCUCGCGUUCGCCGCGCUGACGCAUCACGCCGGGAUCAAAGCCGCCGUUGUUUGUGUCACAUUGCUUGACAGGCUGAAGGGCGAUCAGAUGUUGGCUCCGAAGGAAGUCUCUGACGAAUGGCAGCAGCGUCCUACGAAACUUGUGUGCCGUUAUAUUAAAAGAUACCUUCAGAUGAAGGGCCGCUUGUCGCUGGACGGGCACGGAUCGAUCGCAGUGAAGAGCCCUCGCCGGUUCAAGCUGGUACAACAGGAGUCGGAGAACUACGACUAAAUGCGUCACGAUUCUCGUUGCUAUGGUUACCUUCCGAGGCGACAGAUCCUGGCUUGCACUGGUUACGGGCCAUCUGUGCAGAUCGCUCAAAUGUUUUAGCUCCUAUUUUAGCUAACCUUCAACGGAAUGUGUUCAUUUCAAAUCUUCAACUACUUAUAUAUUUUUUUGAGUACUUUUGAAAGUAACAAUCUCGCAUAAAAGGAUCAAUGCGAUGCUUCAGAAAAUUCCUGUUUUUGUUUUUCGAUAGAAAAUUUAUUCUAAUCUAAUAUCAACUAUAUUGUACUCUUAUACCUAUAUAUCAUACCUAGGUUAAUUGUUCUGCACCAAUAUAAGAUGUAAUGAAAAUCGCUACAAAUAAAAACUAGAAAAAGAAGAGCUGUAGCGUUAUUUGUGGCAAGUUAUUGUAAACUACGAAUAUCGUUAUGUGAAUGUUUGAGAUUCAUAUGCAAGCGUGAUUUCACUCAGAUAGUGCAAUUUACUAUUAUUUUUGCAAUUCCUUACAAUGUAUUACAACUAUAUCAAACUAACACAAGUGUUCACAAAUUAGCAACAAAAUUUAACCAUUGUCAAAGUAUAAUUUUGUUUUAGUAUCUCUAUCACAUAUCAACUCUAUAAUAUUUUGAUACUUUGCUAUUUUCUUACCUUUCUAUCUUAUACAAACACUUUACAACGAUGAUGAACGAUUUGGUUUUCGUGUGGUAUGAGAAGUUGCACGGCUAGAGCAGCUUAGGACGUUGCACUGAAGCUAGGUCUAUAACCUAGCGUAAGUGUUGGUCUGGUUUAUUGUUGCACAGAUUGUAUUAGCUACAAUUGUGAUAAUAUUUGGCCGUAGUUGUUAAUGUAAGGACCACGACGAACACACCGGUUAUCUGUUGGCGGCGUUUGCGUGUCACAUUUUCCACGUUGCCAGUCAGAGGUUGUUGCAUUCGUAAUUAUUCGUGACAGUGGCAUAAGCGGGCAGUCGGCAUUCAUAACUCAUUAGUUAGAUAUACCUACAAUAAGUAAGUUGUAUACGAACCGCGGAAGUGAAUGUAAACAACAUGUAAGGGGCUUGAUGCGAACUAGAAAUAAAUCAAGUUCAGGUUCUUUGUGUUUCGUAUCGCUACCUGUGACAUGAUAGUCAAAUGUUAAAGGUGCGGCUUGUACGCCUAGAGAAGGGACACCAUUUUCUUUUGCCUAGUGAAACAUCGCCAACAGAUAUCAGUGUGUUUGUUCCAUUGAUUUAAUGUGCUUCCACAACGGUUAUUGUUAAUAAUUUAUGCACGAAGCAUUGUCAGCACAUAGCUUCUAUGUGUUACAAAUAUUAUAAGUAUAAGACAUUCAAAUUGUCUACGUUGAUGUAGUUUUCAUAUAAGAUUAUAAUAAGAAUGUUAACCGUAAAAAGUUUAAAGCUAAUGAAAAUUUUGAGAAUUAACGUUAUUCAUUACUAACGAAAAAUGACCAAAUGCAAUUUCAGCUCGCUAAUUUACUUUGAGAAUGUAACACAUGAUUACUUGUUGUAAGUAAUUAUUACAUGUUUAUUGUUAAUCGUAUUAAUUAUAAUGCCAAUGCUACGAUAUAUUUAGCGAUAUCGUUUAGUGUGUAAGCAUAAUUAUUAUGAUAGUCUACGAUAUAGUGUUCUACAUAUUUGGUAUCACAAUUAAUAUUUAGAAGUAGUUAAGUAGUUGAAUUGUUUCAGCUUUUUGUUCAAGCUCUCUCUUCGAUGUUAUCAUAUAACAAUUGCAUAUCUAUAAAAUCAUCUAAAUAAUUCAUAACUUCCACAAUUUCUAUCAUCAUUAAUUCAUCGAAAUAAAGUUAAAGUUAAUACUUUGAUGCCUAUUCUGCUUUUCUAUAAGGUAUUUACAUCAGAAACUUCGCAAGUUGAUAAUAUUUAUUCUAAUAAAUUAAUCUAAAGGUUUGCAUACUAUAUAAAUAUGUAUUCCCAAUGAACUAGGCUUAAAUAUUUUAAACGUAUACACGUAGAGUUUGGCUUUGUUGUUUAAUAACAAUUAUUAUGGAUAAGCACUGUUGUUAGAUGUUAAUGUUUUGGCCACAAUACGAAGUGUUGAUAGUUGCAUAUCCCCUCUGUUAUGUCUUGUGACCGUGGACCGUUAGAAGAGCCACGUGUUGAAUCCUCAUGUCGUAACUUAUACAUAGGUACUAUAUUUUUAUAAAAGUAUAUCUGAAUACCCAAUUCCUUGAUAAGAGUGUAAUAAAAUCUCAAGAAUACAAUGUAAAUUUUACAAAAGUUGGCUUCGGCGUUGGAAGUUGUCUCAAUUUGUUUAUGUACCUAUAUUAUUUUUGGAAUUGUCAAUAUACUCGUACAUAAAUACUUAUAUAUCUAUUACGUAAAAUACGACAUUUAAGAAAUUCAUAACACCUAUAGUGUCAAAAAUGCUUAUAAACAUGCUUAUGACAAAAAUGUUCAAUAACAAUUCUUCUGAUUAAAACUUAACUACUUAUUUGAAAGAAAAAGAUGCAUUUCGCGUUAUAUAAAACAUUCAAAACGUAUGUGUAUUUAACCCCUAGUAAUUUUACUCUCUAUCACUAAUUUAACUGGUAUUAUCCUAAGAUAUUAUUGUUGUUUUAAGAAUCUCUUUAAAUAAAUCAUAACGCAUUAUGGAAUUCGAUACCUCACAUUACUUUAUUGUAAGUAGAAAUAUUAUAUUAUAAAUACAUGUUAAUAUUUAUCAUAUCAAUGUAUUAUUGAACUAUUUUAUUAAACGCCUAGGUGAAUAUCAAAUUCAUGUUAACUGUUUCUGAAUAUUUAUCGCGGAUCGUGUAAACUUUGUAGCUUCAGUGUUUUACUGUACAAAUAUCGAUAAAUAAACACCAAAAUGACAGACGAUUACAUAUAAUCUCGUGUUAUAACGAAAUGACAUCCAAAUUGAUGGGUAUUGGGUUUAAUACAACUUUAUUCUCUGAAACAUUUAUUUACUUAAAUGCAAAACAUAAAUUAAAUUGAUAGCAAGAGUAUGUUAACAUGACGUUGGAUACUUCCUCUACCCUUAUUAAAAAUCGUUUCAAUUAUAACUAAAAUGUCAAUGUUCCAAUAACAAGGCAUCGAGAAUAAAUUACAAGUAUUUAUUGUACAUCCAAUUACCUGCUUAAUGAGACGUAGGUCACGUACGCUAGUGUGAUUCCCAACACGCAUUAUGAAGUUAAUUUAUGAUGUCUCAUUGCGGAAAACGAACUCUUUUAGCAUACCUUCUUUUUAAUUGGAAGGUAAAAGAAGUGGAUACGAACAUUUAGACAUUAUUUUAAAUUAAGAAAUCGUCCGAUCAUUGGACAAUUACAAAAGGAAGGUACUAAACUGUAAUACAUGGAUUUGCAUUAUAUUUAAUCAUUCAGUCUUUAUAAUACAUAGAACUGUUAAAAUGUACUUUGAUUGUUGGUUAUUCAUACAGUUAUGAUACAUUUAUGUAAGUAGUUAAUUAAAUGAGCAAGUAAGUUA
Molecule: messenger RNA, 4906 nt
Organism: Trichoplusia ni (cabbage looper)
Lineage: Eukaryota; Metazoa; Arthropoda; Insecta; Lepidoptera; Noctuidae
Product: uridine phosphorylase 1
Exons: 9
Coding region: 328-1473 (381 amino acids)
Biological process (GO): uridine catabolic process; nucleotide catabolic process
Cellular component (GO): cytosol; cytoplasm
Molecular function (GO): uridine phosphorylase activity
Source: RefSeq, a predicted model, not a curated record